Messenger RNA from Penicillium oxalicum, 1056 nucleotides. RefSeq lists its product as uncharacterized. The transcript has a single exon. Lineage: Eukaryota; Fungi; Ascomycota; Eurotiomycetes; Eurotiales; Aspergillaceae. The record is from RefSeq and is a predicted model, not a curated record. The coding region runs from base 1 to 1056 and encodes 351 amino acids.
AUGGAGGGAAUUUUACACAGGGAGCUUUUCAACACCUCGUGGAAUCUCCACCGUCUGUCCCCACUCCAUCAUGGCAAAGAGUUCGCGACUCUUCUCAACAAUCAAGUCGCGCUGAAAGCGUAUGCCACGCGAUUGCGCGACCAACUCACCGGCGACGUCUUAGCUGGCCUGCAUAUUCCUACCAGCACGACCGAAGAUGAAACCUUGUCUCGAACAGGCUCAUUGAUUGACUGUCGGUGGGAAUUCCUCUCGACAAAGCAAGAGCCACGCAAAUCAUCAUUGUCCGGAAUCCUCGUCACACUCGAGUAUGAGAACAUUACAUGCAAAGCCGCUCUUCUGACUGACUCUGCUGCUGCUGAUGAUGCUGCUGCUACCGCCUCUAUCUCUGCUACAAAAAAGGCAGAGCGUAGUGGCGUGACGAUUCUACCUUUACUAUUGACAAAAUUCCCCACUGCACUCCGACAAACCUUCAUUACCUUCUUGCAAUCCACCUUUGACGCCUACUGUUCAAAUCUCCGUCUUUCAUCUGCAUUUCUAUGCACCGGACUGGAGAUCUUCCUUGAAGAAUUGCGCGGUUCGAGAGACGGCGCAAGUGCAGAUCAUCUCGUCGAAGAAGUCCUGAAAGACCUGCAACUCUCACUGGCCUUCUCCUCGUCGAUCGCGCCAGCUUUACGCAAUCUCAGUGUGAAUAUUGCGCGUGACUCGCUCGUUGGUUUUCUACAGGUUCCUUCGGAGGUCCCCGUCGCGCAGCGCAAGCCAAAGAGUAUCCUGAUUGCCAAUCUCAGUGCGUAUCUUGAAAAGCAUCUGGCUAUGAAGGUGGAUCUCGAUGGAUCGCUACAGAAUAAAGUCUCCAGACAACAUGUGCGACUUGCAAAAGUUGCCUGUGCUGCAUUCGUGCUGGGGAGCGAGGGACGAAUGAAACUCGUUGUGGGCACCGCUCAGAUGGGCGAGGACGAUGACGAGGAACGCCGGGUAUCUCCGUCCGUGAAGGCGAGCGAGACGCUGCUGCGGGCGAUUAUACGAAAGGCUACUCUUGCGGAUCUAGGCACGACUUGA